UUAAUAGAGCGUUGACAGUCAGUGGUAGAAUGUAACAGAGAGAUAUGAAUGUAUGGAAGUAGAAUGUAAUAGAGGGAGAGAUAUAAAUGUAUAAACGUUACUCUGUAACAGUUACUCUGUUUUGUUGCGGCUUGUGAACGGUCUGUCCUUCAAUGUUAUCAGUUGAACGGAGCUUUACUGGAGACUCAGACGAUGAAUUACGUGGGACAGUUGGCGGGGCAAGUGUUUGUGCAGGUGAAGGAGCUCUACAGAGGUCUGAAUCCUGCCACACUGUCCGGCUGCAUUGACGUCAUCGUUGUCCGGCAGCCAGAUGGAGCUCUGAUUUGCUCUCCCUUUCACGUACGCUGCGGAAAGAUGGGUGUUCUGAGAUCACGAGAGAAAGUGGUGGACAUCGAGAUCAAUGGGGUACCUGUUAAUUUACAAAUGAAACUGGGAGAGAACGGAGAAGCUUUCUUUGUCAAGGAGACAGAAGACAAUCAGGAAGUGAUUCCAUCACACCUGGCCACGUCUCCCAUCCCAUCUGAUGGGGGUGUUCUGAUGGGCUGCUGUGCAGAGAAUGGAGUGUUAAAGAAAAGGAGGAAGAGGAGAAAGAAGUGUAGAGUGGAGGGUGUAAAGAGAGAGGACAGCAUAGAGGAGUUCUCAGAAGAGGAGGUGUUUAACAUUGACAUCAAUGACAGUGAGCUGCCUGAUGAGAACAGGAAAGACUUGAAGGGAAGCUCAUCCACUGGAUACAAUCAAAACACAGUUUAUGCUCGUUCAGAUGGAGAGUGGAGUCCUGUACACAGUCCUAAUGUGUCUCGUCCCAGCACCCCUAAGAGUGACUCUGAAUUGAACUUUAAAGGGCAACAGGAGGAUUCAGCCAUGCUGUGGUCCUGGGGUGAACUACCGCAAGCAGCCAAGCCAUCGUUUCUGUCAGCAAAGCCAAACCUUUUGCCAGUGUCUGUCCCCGUCUCUGACAACACACAUUUCAGAGUCAUUCCUGAGACUGCUGCCCAUUGCCAUGAUGACAUGAGAUCACACACUGAUGGCCAAUUAAACAGAGCAAAAGAGUUUAAAAAGCAGGAUGUGACAUCAGUAGCAACUGUGAUGUCAGAGGUUGAUGAGAGUGGAGAAAAUAUUGGACCAUGGCCACAAAAUAAGACAGAUUCUCCCUCUAAAAGAAAAGAUAAGAGAAGUCGCCAUUUGGGGUCAGAUGGCGUAUAUUUGGAUGAUAUAACAGAGCUGGAGCCAAAAGUCGCAGCACUUUACUUCCCUAAAAGUGGUUCAGAGCAUUCGUGCGGUGAGAAUGGUCUUCGCAGUGUGACCGUUUCUCCUCAGUCCAUGUGCAGCUCAGGAGCGGACAGUGGAGUGGACAGUUACGACCUGCCCUCUAUCGCCAUCUCUCUGUGUGGAGGACUCACUGAAAACAGAGACAUCACUAAAGAACAUUUCCAGCAAAAGUUUGUGUCUUAUCAGCAGUUUGCAGAGAAUCCAGCUAUCAUUGACGACCCAAAUCUGGUGGUGAAGAUCGGUUCUAAAUAUUACAACUGGAGCACUGCUGCUCCUAUUAUUCUGGCAAUGCAGGCCUUUCAAAAACCACUGCCUAAGGCCACUGUAGAGAGAGUGAUGAAAGAGAAGAUGCCCAGAAACAGAGGAAGAUGGUGGUUUUCAUGGAGAGGAAAAACAAACAGCACCAAACCGGAUUCAGUCUCAGAUGGUUUGGCGUGUGCCGCAGGAGACGAGACCACCAAGAACAGGCGGACAGAUGAGUCCUCCUCCAGUGAUGAAGAUCACUUAUCUGCCAGUCAAACCCCUGUUCUUGUGCAAACAGACCCCGCCUUCUCAGCAGUGGGCGUAUCCUAUCAGAAGACUCUCCGCCUCUCCUCUGAACAACUCGCUAGUCUACAGCUGAAGGACGGUCCUAAUGACGUGGUGUUUAGUGUGACGACUCAGUAUCAGGGCACGUGUCGCUGUCAGGGAACCAUCUACCUGUGGAACUGGGACGAUAAAAUCAUAAUUUCAGAUAUAGACGGUACAAUAACCAGGUCAGAUAAGCUGGGACACAUUCUGCCCACACUGGGUAAAGACUGGACACAUCAGGGUAUUGCUCGUCUGUAUCAUAACAUCAGCCUGAAUGGCUAUAAGUUUCUGUACUGCUCGGCGAGGGCAAUUGGUAUGGCUGAUAUGACGCGUGGUUACCUGCACUGGGUCAAUGAGAGAGGAACAAUGUUACCACAGGGACCCGUUUUACUGAGUCCCAGCAGCCUGUUUUCAGCACUACACAGGGAGGUGAUUGAGAAGAGACCGGAGAAGUUUAAAGUAGCGUGUUUAACAGAUAUUAAGAACCUGUUCCUCCCAAACACUGAGCCCUUCUAUGCUGCGUUUGGGAACAGAGACACUGAUGUGUUUUCCUAUAAGGAGGUGGGUGUUCCCUUAAACAAAAUCUUCACUGUCAAUCCUAAAGGGGAAUUGAUCCAGGAACAUGCCAAGACCAACAUUUCAUCGUACGUGCGUCUGGGCGAGGUUGUGGAUCACGUCUUUCCGCUCCUGAAGCGCAGCAGUUCAUGUGAUUUCCCCUGCAGUGACACCUUCAGCCAGUUUACCUACUGGAGAGAGCAGCUCCCCCUAGUGGACGGGCAGAUAGAGAGCAUGGAUAACAUCACUCGAUGAACAGCACACACACUAAUACUCGCUAUAUCCUGUAUGGAGACUCGGAUAAACUGCACAGAAAAAAGCAAGUCAAAUACAGACAUGGUAUACAAAGUGGUUAGUUCAGCCAAAAGUCCAAAUUAAUUUUUUUAUCCUGAUGUUGUUCCAAACCUGUAUGACGUGAGGGGGAAAUUUUGAACAAUUUUGGCUAUGCUAUUUUUUUUCAUACUGAAAUCAGUGCAAAUAUUUGCAGAUUACACACAAUCACAUCUGGACCUCAGGCAUAGAUGCACUUUCUUUCAAAGAAGUCUUCUCAUUUAAUUUGUGAUGUUUUCAUCUAUAAGUUUUUGUAUAGUUGGAUUUUGAGAAGAGGUCAGUGAAGGAUACAUUCUUGCUUUUUCUGUUUUGUUUUUUUUUUUUGUUUUUUUUUUGUGUGUGGCAAUCACACACACUGUGUUCAUAAACUUAAAGCAUCUGUCACAAAAUAAUAAUUUACUGAAAAACAAUCAUAUCAGAAUAUUUGCUAUAUAUUUACUAUUGUAUAGAGGGAGUUUGUUAAUAUAUGCUUCAACAGAUAAUUUGUGUUUGUUAGUUAGACUGAAUGAUGUUACAUUUUUCAGAGAAACCAGCAAUUCUGUUAGUUCAACAUUUGAAAGGGAGAAUUAUUUUGUACCCAUAUUUG
Myxocyprinus asiaticus (Chinese sucker) is the source of this 3310-nucleotide messenger RNA. RefSeq names its product lipin 1b (gene lpin1b). Gene Ontology annotation, biological process: triglyceride biosynthetic process; fatty acid catabolic process; cellular response to insulin stimulus. Gene Ontology annotation, cellular component: mitochondrial outer membrane; nucleus. The coding region runs from base 193 to 2649 and encodes 818 amino acids. Lineage: Eukaryota; Metazoa; Chordata; Actinopteri; Cypriniformes; Catostomidae. Gene Ontology annotation, molecular function: transcription coactivator activity; phosphatidate phosphatase activity. The transcript has 20 exons. The record is from RefSeq and is a predicted model, not a curated record.